This is a messenger RNA of Sphaeroforma arctica JP610, 249 nucleotides long. RefSeq lists its product as hypothetical. The transcript is spliced from 2 exons. The record is from RefSeq and is a predicted model, not a curated record. NCBI's taxonomy places the organism in Eukaryota, Ichthyosporea, Ichthyophonida. Bases 1 to 249 code for a protein of 82 amino acids.
AUGUCAGAGGGAAACCUGCUCAACGUCAGGAAUAGGGGCUCGAGCGUAAGCAGCUCAGACGGCGGGAGUCGAGUGAGUGGCAAAGGAGUGCGACUGCGACUGACCAUUUCGUCAUGGGCAACAACAGAGCACGAAUUGCACAACAAUAGUCCCACUGAGAAAGAACGGUUUCUAGAAGAAAUACUCACAGACUUAGUCAACGAACGAGACCCGCAGGACGGUAUGUAUGUGAUGGGCAUCUGUCAAUAA